Musca domestica (house fly) is the source of this 403-nucleotide messenger RNA. RefSeq names its product histone H2A-like. NCBI's taxonomy places the organism in Eukaryota, Metazoa, Arthropoda, Insecta, Diptera, Muscidae. Gene Ontology annotation, molecular function: protein heterodimerization activity; structural constituent of chromatin; DNA binding. The coding region runs from base 1 to 315 and encodes 104 amino acids. Gene Ontology annotation, cellular component: nucleosome. The record is from RefSeq and is a predicted model, not a curated record. The transcript has 2 exons.
AUGAUCUCUUUUGAAAUGUUUUUUGUGGCCCUGAAAAGGACGGACGGCGGUCUGGAUGCUGAGCGUGUUGGUGCCGGUGCUCCCGUCUAUUUAGCCGCUGUCAUGGAAUAUUUGGCUGCUAAAGUCUUGGAAGUGGCUGGCAAUGCUGCUCGUGACAACAAGAAGACUCGUAUCAUUCCCCGUCACUUGCAAUUGGCCAUCCGUAACGACGAAGAAUUGAACAAAUUGCUGUCUGGCGUUACCAUUGCCCAAGGUGGUGUAUUGCCAAACAUCCAAGCUGUUCUCUUGCCCAAGAAGACCGAAAAGAAAGCCUAAAUUAUUUCGAAAGGUAUUAUGGAAUGAAGAAGAAGAAUACAGACCAUCGUAUAAUUCCAUAGAAAAAUCAACCAAUCCGUCCUUUUCA